AUGACAGAAAAUCAGACAUCAGUCACAGAAUUCAUUCUCUUGGGAUUUUCACUCAGCCCAAAGAUUCAGAUAUUCCUCUGCAGCCUCUUCUCCCUUUUCUAUGCCUUCACUCUGCUGGGGAAUGGAGUCAUCCUGGAGCUCAUCUGUCUAGACUCCAAACUACAUACCCCAAUGUACUUUUUCCUGUCACACCUGGCCGUGGUGGAUAUUUCAUAUGCUUCCAACAAUGUCCCCAAGAUGCUGGCAAACUUUCUAAGCAAGGGAAAAACAAUCUCCUUUGCCUCGUGCAUAAUGCAGACCUUCUUGUACAUGGCCUUUGCUCACACUGAGUGUCUCCUUCUCGUGGUGAUGUCCUAUGAUCGCUAUGUGGCCAUCUGCCACCCCUUGCAAUAUUUUGCCAUGAUGAGCUGGAGAAUCUGCAUCACCCUGACUGUGACUUCCUGGGCCUGUGGCUGCAUCUUGGCCCUUGUCCACAUGGUUCUCAUCCUGAGGCUGCCCUUCUGUGGGCCUCAUGAAAUCAACCACUUCUUCUGUGAAAUCCUGUCUGUCCUCAAGCUGGCCUGUGCUGACACAACGCUCAACCAAGUGGUCAUCUUUGCUGCUUCUGUGUUCAUCUUGGUAGGGCCCCUGUGCCUGGUGCUGGUCUCCUACACGCGCAUCCUGGUUGCUAUCCUGAGGAUCCAGUCCAAGGAGGGCCGCACAAAGGCCUUCUCCACGUGCUCCUCCCACCUCAGUGUGGUGGGGCUCUUCUUUGGCAGUGCCAUUGUCAUGUACAUGGCCCCCAAAUCCAGCCACCCUGAGGAGCAGCAGAAGAUCCUUUCCCUGUUUUAUAGCCUUUUCAACCCUAUGCUGAACCCCCUGAUCUACAGCCUGAGGAAUGCAGAAGUCAAGGGUUCCCUGAGGAGGGCGCUGUGGAAACAGACAUCAAGGUGA
Molecule: messenger RNA, 933 nt
Organism: Lepus europaeus (European hare)
Lineage: Eukaryota; Metazoa; Chordata; Mammalia; Lagomorpha; Leporidae
Product: olfactory receptor 2A5-like
Exons: 1
Coding region: 1-933 (310 amino acids)
Biological process (GO): G protein-coupled receptor signaling pathway
Cellular component (GO): membrane
Molecular function (GO): olfactory receptor activity; G protein-coupled receptor activity
Source: RefSeq, a predicted model, not a curated record